This is a messenger RNA of Mytilus trossulus (common blue mussel), 1764 nucleotides long. RefSeq lists its product as uncharacterized. Lineage: Eukaryota; Metazoa; Mollusca; Bivalvia; Mytilida; Mytilidae. The transcript has 8 exons. The record is from RefSeq and is a predicted model, not a curated record. Bases 46 to 1668 code for a protein of 540 amino acids.
CAUUGAUAGGGAAGUAUUUAACUAAUUUUGAAAUGAGUUUGACUUAUGUUUUGGAUCAUGUAUAAUACAAUAUCUCUUUUCAUUUUAACUCAAGCAUGUGCCUCGUGCAUCAAUAUAAAUAUUCAUGGACCAGAUUAUGUUAGAAAUGGAGAACAUAUAUGGGUAAAUUGUUCGUCAGAUAUUGUGCCAUCAGGUCAGUAUACUGAAUUUAUCGUGAAUGGUGAAACACUGGACAGUUUAGAACGACGAGAAAUGGGAUGCUUUUCGGCAAUCAAAAGAGCAAGAUGUUCCUCAAAUAUGUGUCGUUGUUCUACAAAUGCUAAACAAUAUGCCAUUCGAGUUCACGUGCGUCAGCAGUUUCAAGACUUGACAGUUGAAUGUUCCAUGAAAUUCAAGUCACAGGAACCAUUAUUUGAGAAAAGAGCAAAAACCAUUCGUGUUCUUGAUUUUUCAGAACCAAUUAUCGACAUAAACGGAUCAGAAAUCAUUGUUGCAGGAACACAGAGAAUAAUAAGGUGCAAUGUAAUAACGACAUUAAUCUUGCAAAUGUACUGGAAAUGUCUAACUAUCACAUCAAGUCCUCCGAAACGUUAUGGUUUGACUCUUUCAAUAUAUGCUCAUAUAGCCGCAAAGUCAUCAGAUCAUGGAGAAAGUUGUACCUGCAUCGUACAAUAUGAAAAUUUUGUUACAUCAGCAUCAAUUAUGCUUAACAUUUCUAGUCCACCAGUUAUUCAAGGUAGCAAUACAGCUAUAUGCAAUCGAACUUCCGAUGCUCAAUUACAAUGUCAUUUAUCUGGCGAUCUUCAUUACUACGGAUUUGUUCAAUGGAUUCAUACAAUAAAUGGGAAAUUCAUCCGAACGCUGAAUGGAACAACACAUGGCAUUGUUUCAACUUUGCUUUUACCGUCAUGCUCUUAUGAAGAUUUCGGUAACUACACAUGCAUAGCUUGGAAUGAAAACAAUCAUCAUAAGUAUUGGUCUAACAAAACCACUUCACUUACUGUUAGAGAUCUUCCUGUAAUAGCAGACACAGAUAUAAUUACUGAGACAGAACUACAAUUUGGUUUACUCUACUAUUCCAUACCUACGACAGUCAACAUACGGUGGUUUCGGUAUGGAGAGAAAUUAGAAAAUUUGUCAUCAUAUUCCUUUUCCUCAAGUAAACAGCAUGUGAAUCUACAAUUCUAUGGAAUAAAUAUACUCUGUAAUGGAUAUAGAUCGAUAUUGAAAAUCUCAAAGCCCUUGUUUGGAGAAUAUAUAGCUGUUUUGAAGAAUGAAAUUGGUGAAACUAAGCAUGAAUUUAAAUGGGAAUCUAAUGAUUUUGCAUUUGGCUUUCAUGAAUUAAUGUGGGGACUUACUGGUGUUGUAAUUUUUAUAGCAACAGCUGGGAUAAUGGGAAUUUUUAUGAAAAUAAAAAUUAGCCGAGGGAUUGAAAACAAUAUGAAUUUUCAGAACAAUACAAAACCUGCAGCUAUAUACUACGCAGCUCCUGAGGAAGAAAACAACGUUCAUUUAUAUAAUGAUGCCGAUGAUGGUUUCCGACAGUCAAUAAAUGCAUCCGUGGGACACUACGAAGAGAUAACAGACAAUUACCAAGAUAUCAAUAGACUAGAAAUAUACGAACGACCAUAUGAAGUUUCUCAUCAUUACAUCGAAAUAGAUACGUGAAUACCAGUGACAUAAUAUAUUUAUUGGGAGAUUUAAAAAAAAUAGUGUUGCUUCCCGAUAAAUGUUAAAUAUUGUAUCUUGUGGAAAACCAUGUUA